Manis pentadactyla (Chinese pangolin) is the source of this 1890-nucleotide messenger RNA. RefSeq names its product alpha-1,4-N-acetylglucosaminyltransferase-like. The record is from RefSeq and is a predicted model, not a curated record. The transcript is spliced from 2 exons. The coding region runs from base 215 to 1240 and encodes 341 amino acids. NCBI's taxonomy places the organism in Eukaryota, Metazoa, Chordata, Mammalia, Pholidota, Manidae. Gene Ontology annotation, molecular function: acetylglucosaminyltransferase activity. Gene Ontology annotation, biological process: protein O-linked glycosylation.
UCCUUAAAUUCCUCACAUAAGCCUUAGUUAAUGUAUUUUUCAUUUUAAUAUUGCUGGACUUGACUUGAUCAGAUUUUAUUUAGGAUUUUCAAAAUCUUAGUUAAGAAGUGUUCAGGUUCCAUUUUCUUGUGUGCCGUCUCUUAUCAGGUUUUGUGGAUCUAAUUUUUCAUUAAUUGUGUUGAUUUAAGGAGCAGGCCGGGAGGGAGAAGUAGACAUGCUGAAGGAGCUCCAGCUCUCCCUGUCGGUCAUCCUGCUGCUUGCUUGUGUCUUCUUCUACCAGCUCACCCUGAAGUCCGUCUGCCUCUUCUCCUGCCUGCCUCCCUCCAAGUCCCAGCAGGGGCUGGAAGCCCUCCUGAGCCAUGGGCGCAGCAUCGUGUUCCUGGAGACCUCAGAGAGAAUGGAGCCAUCGCCCCUGGUCUCCUGCGCUGUGGAGUCUGCUGCCAAGAUUUAUCCAGAGCGGCCUGUGGUGUUGUUUAUGAAGGGUCUCAACAAUUCCACGCAGCUGCCCACCAACUCCACCUACCGAGCCCUUUCCCUUCUCUCAGCAAUAGACAAUGUUUUCCUCUUCCCUCUGGAUAUGGAAAGGCUGUUUGAAGACACGCCAUUGCUUUCAUGGUACUCUCAAAUCAGUGCCAGUACUGAGAGACACUGGCUCCACGUCAGCUCAGAUGCGUGCCGUCUCGCCAUCAUCUGGAAGUAUGGCGGCAUCUACAUGGACACCGAUGUCAUUUCCAUCAGGCCCAUCCCUGAGGAGAACUUCUUGGCUGCACAGUCUUCUCAUUACUCUAGCAACGGGGUAUUUGGAUUCCUGCCCCGCCACCCUUUCCUGUGGGAGUGCAUGGAAAACUUUGUUGAACACUACAAUUCGGACAUUUGGGGCAACCAGGGUCCCAAUUUGAUGACAAGAAUGUUGAAACUGUGGUGCAAACUCAGAGACUUCCAGGAGGUGAGCGACCUCGGGUGUCAGAACUUGUCCUUCCUACAUCCCCACAGAUUUUACCCCAUCUCCUAUCCACAGUGGAGGCGCUACUAUGAAGUCUGGGACCCAGAACCGAGCUUCAACUACUCCUAUGCCCUGCACCUGUGGAACUACAUGAAUCAUAACAAGAAGGUCGUGGUCAGAGGGAGCAACACACUGGUGGAAAAUCUCUACCGUAAGCACUGUCCCAGGACUUACAGAUACCUGAUUCAAUGCCCAGAGGGGCUGGUGACUGGCAUGCCAGGGCCAGGUAACAAAUAGAGCCAGCCCUGGGGUGUUGCUGACGUGGUGUGGAACUGGACUUUCCUGGAGUGCCACACUUUCACUUCAUCUCCACUUCCCCAGGGGUGUGGAGCUUGCCCACCUAUCAGUUAGGAUUACCUUUGUCUGUCUAUAAUAGAAAAAUCCCAAAGACCAUUGGUAUGUAAAAUAUAGACAUUUAAUUAUCUCUCAUAUACAUGAAGUCUGAAGGCAGACAAUUCAGGGUGGGUAUGGUGACUGCAGUCAUCAGGGACCUAGGAUUCUUGCAUCUCUCCAAGUGUCAUCCUUAGUGCCAGUAACCCACCCAUGGUCAAUAUGGCUUUUGAUCAGCCCAUCGUGUCUGCAUUUCAAGCAAAAGGAUGAAGGAAGGAGAAAUGUGUACCUCUUUUAUUUUAUGAAGCCUUCCAGCAAGUACCAUAUAACACUUCCCCUUACAUCUCACUGGCCAGACUGUAGCUGCAAGAGAGGCUAGGAAAUUUAAGGAGGAAAUGAAAAUGGGAUAGGCAGCUAAUAGUUUUGCUCAUGUUAAAUUUAUUUCUGUAAGAUUAAUUUCAGGGUCUUUUAGAGAAUGGACUGGGAAAGAAAGAGAAUUGAUUUCUAACCUGAUUUUGAUAUACAUUAAUACAUUCAGUCAAUAAAUAUUAACUGAG